This is a messenger RNA of Blastomyces gilchristii SLH14081, 834 nucleotides long. RefSeq lists its product as uncharacterized. Bases 1 to 729 code for a protein of 242 amino acids. Gene Ontology annotation, molecular function: nascent polypeptide-associated complex binding. The transcript is spliced from 4 exons. The record is from RefSeq and is a predicted model, not a curated record. Lineage: Eukaryota; Fungi; Ascomycota; Eurotiomycetes; Onygenales; Ajellomycetaceae. Gene Ontology annotation, cellular component: mitochondrial outer membrane.
AUGCAAAAUAGCAGCUCUGAGGAAGUACAUCUGCUACAAAGACUGCAGGAUAUAUACCUUGGUCACACUCAAAGUUCGAAGUCAGUCAAAGUCACAUGGGCAGAGACAUAUUCCGGAUUCAUCGUCAUUUUGAAUAACUCCCUGCCUAUUUAUACAAAUUCCCCGAUCUCGAAGGCAUCCAGUACCUCCCUCAUCACGCUCAUCACUUUUAAACGACAAACUGGAUACUACAACCUCGAAGAUGUCUUACGCGAAAGCAGUCUCGCACGGUGCUCGACAAUCUCCCGAAGAGUCGAAGUCACCGAAGCAGAGCCAGCAACAACCUCCCUAAUCGACGUCGACUCCCCGCAUGUCUCCUCCGUUCCCCCCACCUACGAAUCCCAGCGCGUAAAGACAAACACCCAAGCCGAGCGCAUCGAGCGCGAGCACGAGGAGAAAAAGCGGCGCGAAGAAGCCGAAACAGAAGCCAAGCGUCACGCAGCAAGACACUCCAAGGGGAAAGCGAAAGCAACGAAGAACAAAGCAGUCGCAGCCAAGUCGUGUCUCGCCCGUAACAAGUCGAAUCCGGUCGUUUUGGGAAAUGCGUUGUUGAUCGCUGUUGCGGGUGCUGGGCUGGGGUUUGGCGCAUAUCAGAAGCAUGCUCAGGGUUCGUUGACGUGGCGCGUUGUGGGAGUUUGGUCUGGUGCGGUGGGUGCGGUUGGGGCUGUGGAUUAUUUUGUUAGCAAGUGAGUCUUUUAUGUUUUUGACUUUCAAUUUCUUAGUUUUCUUUUCCCCGUCUUUGAGUCGUGCUGACUGGAGUUGUUUGUGUAGAUGGUUCUUGCAGAAUAAGUAUCC